AUCUGUAUACCCCUUUUCUCCUUCUCCCCUCGCGCCGUCUUUCUUUCUGCCCUCAAAACCUUCCUCACGUCACAAUCAUGGCCCCCAGAGUAAUUGUCGUCGGUGGCGGCCUUUCUGGUCUGUCUGCUGCCCACACCAUCUACCUGAACGGUGGCAACGUCGUCGUUCUCGACAAGCAGGGUUUCUUUGGUGGUAACUCUACCAAGGCCACCUCCGGUAUCAACGGUGCCUUGACCCGCACCCAGGUCGACCACAACAUCCGCGACAGCGUCAAGCAGUUCUACGACGAUACCCUCAAGUCUGCUCGUGACCAGGCUCGCCCUGACCUCAUCAAGGUCCUCACCUACAAGUCCGCCGCUGCCGUUGAGUGGCUGCAGGAUGUGUUCAACCUCGACCUGACGCUGGUCUCCCGACUUGGUGGCCACUCCCAGCCCCGAACCCACCGAGGCCACGAUGCCAAAUUCCCCGGUAUGGCCAUCACCUACGCUCUGAUGCAGCGCAUCGAGGAGCUUGCCGAGGCCGAGCCCCACCGUGUUGAGAUCAUCAAGAAGGCCCGCGUUACCAGCCUGAACAAGGAGGGCAACAAGGUCACUGGUGUUACCUAUGAGCUGAACGGCGAGACCGCCAGCCUGGACGGCCCCGUCAUCCUCGCCACCGGUGGUUACGCCGCUGACUUUGGCGAUGGCUCUCUUCUCAAGAAGCACCGCCCUGAGCUCAUGGGUCUUGCUACCACCAACGGCACCCACGCCACUGGUGAUGGUCAGAAGAUGAUCAUGGCCAUCGGCGGUAACGGCGUCGACAUGGACAAGGUCCAGGUCCACCCCACUGGUCUCGUCGACCCCAAGGACCCUGGCAACAAGUGGAAGUUUUUGGCCGCUGAGGCUCUGCGUGGUGAGGGUGGUCUCCUUCUCAACGCUGAUGGUGACCGAUUCUGCGAUGAGCUCGGCCACCGUGACUACGUCUCCGGCAUGAUGUGGAAGGAGAAGGACAAGGGCAAGUUCCCCAUCCGCCUCAUUCUCAACUCCAAGGCCUCCAACGUCCUGGACUUCCACACCCGCCACUACUCUGGCCGUGGCCUCAUGAAGAAGAUCACUGGCCAGCAGCUCGCCAAGGAGAUUGGCUGCACUCCCGAGCACCUCCAGAAGACAUUCCAGACCUACAACGCCAUUGCCGAGGGCAAGCAGAAGGAUCCUUGGGGCAAGAAGUUCUUCCACAACCUGCCCGUCGAUAUCAACGACGACUUCCACGUCGCUCUCAUGGAGCCCGUCCUCCACUUCACCAUGGGUGGUGUUGAGAUCAACGACAAGUCCCAGGUCCUCAACCAGGAGAAGCAGCCUUUCGAGGGUCUCUUCGCCUGUGGUGAGCUGGCUGGUGGUGUUCACGGUGCCAACCGUCUUGGAGGUUCCUCCCUGCUUGGCUGUGUCGUCUACGGCCGUGUCGCCGGUGACAGCGCCAGCAACUACCUCUUCCAGCAUGCCCUCCAGGGCACCGCCGGCGCUGCUCAGCGUCUGGGCCAGAUCUCCCUGCACCUCGACCCCUCUGCUCCCGGUAAGCUGACCGUCGAGUGGGCCAACGGCGCCGUUGCCGGCUCCGCUCCCGCUCAGGUUGCCGAGAAGCCCGCCGCUUCUGAGGCCGGUGCCAAGGAGGCUUCCAAGCCCAAGGCCUUCUCCAUCCCCGACAAGGAGUUCACCUUGGAGGAGAUUGCCAAGCACAACAAGAAGGACGAUCUCUGGGUUGUCGUCAAGGGUGUUGUCCUGGACCUGACCAACUGGCUUGAGGAGCACCCCGGUGGUGUCAACGCUAUUCUCAACUUCAUGGGCCGUGACGCCACCGAGGAGUUUGAGAUGCUGCACGACGACGAGGUCAUUCCCAAGUAUGCCCCUAGCCAGGUCAUUGGCCGCGUCAAGGGACAGAAGGUCACUCUCGAGAUUUAAGAGGGGAGAUGAAGUGUAAUGGCAUGUAUGAAAACAAAGGGCUCUUGAGAUGAAAAUUGGGAGAAAGAGGAGGGAUCAAUGAUGGCAUCUACGAAUGAGAGAUGCGUAUACUAUUAUGAUGAUUGUCAAGGGGGCAAGCCUUUACCGUGCUUUUGCUCACCACGACGGGCCGCUAGACUGGCUUUUUACAGGCGCACUGGGCUUGGUUGUUUGAUAUGUGGUUUUUAUGUAGUGUACGGAUAGCUAUAUUUGCAUAUAAAUCAAUUGUUUUGAUCAAUCC
This is a messenger RNA of Trichoderma virens Gv29-8, 2214 nucleotides long. RefSeq lists its product as uncharacterized. The record is from RefSeq and is a predicted model, not a curated record. Bases 78 to 1934 code for a protein of 618 amino acids. Gene Ontology annotation, molecular function: FMN binding; oxidoreductase activity. NCBI's taxonomy places the organism in Eukaryota, Fungi, Ascomycota, Sordariomycetes, Hypocreales, Hypocreaceae. The transcript is spliced from 4 exons.